Molecule: messenger RNA, 1745 nt
Organism: Lates calcarifer (barramundi perch)
Lineage: Eukaryota; Metazoa; Chordata; Actinopteri; Centropomidae
Product: hydroxycarboxylic acid receptor 2
Exons: 3
Coding region: 332-1438 (368 amino acids)
Biological process (GO): G protein-coupled receptor signaling pathway
Cellular component (GO): membrane
Molecular function (GO): G protein-coupled receptor activity
Source: RefSeq, a predicted model, not a curated record
AGUAGUACCAGUAGUAGUGUGGUAACUAUGUGACCAACAGACAUCAUGGCACCAACCCAGGGACAUCCUCCUGUAAGAGACAUAAAUACAGGAAGGAAGGCCAUACAUCCCUCCAGUCCUUCCUCCAGCCGUUUAUGAAUGAAAUCCUUUCAUGCGUCUGACUGAUUUCAAAUCACAGAAAAAAGGGAAGGUGAAAAGGGGAAGUAAUAAAUUUCCUCAAACUUGAAACUUUCCUUGGUGUGGUCAUCCAGCUUCUUCCUUCCGUUUCUUAUCAACCACCAAACCCACAACAGUUUUUUAUAGCUGCAUAUAAAAAUAAAAUAUAUCAAAAAUGGUAUUAGAUCAAAAUGAGAACUUCACCACCAUAAUUUCAAACCUCACAACCCCGGUCCCUGGUGGUGGGGGAGGUGGCGGCUGCCCACCGGUCGGUAUCCAGCUGGAGGGUGUGAUCCUGCCCCCAGUCCUCACCAUUGAUGUGAUACUGGGACUGCUUGGAAACAUCGUUGCCUUGUGGAUCUUCUGCUUCAAACUGAAGACCUGGAACCCCAACAACCUGUUCCUCUUCAACCUGGUUAUUGCUGACUUCUUUGCUCUGGUGAGUCUCCCACUGAGAAUCGAUGCCUUGCUCAGGGGCCACUGGGUAUUUGGAGAUGGCUUGUGUCGGAUCAACCUCUUCCUGAUGUUUUCCAACCGUUCAGCCAGCAUUGCAUUAAUGACUGUGGUGGCAAUUUACCGCUACUUCAAGGUGGUCCACCCUCACCAUCGGUUCAACCGUAUGACCAAGCGCCAGGCUGUGUAUGUGUCGCUGUUUGUCUGGCUGCUGGUUAUCAGUCCUCGGGUUCCAAUGCUGGCUUAUAACCACAUCAAAGGCAGUGGCAACAGAACCCAGUGCUUCUUCUUCACCUCUUACAAAGAGGCAUCCCGCGCCAUCAUCAUCCUGGUCGGCAUGCACCGAAUCCUGACAGUGCUGGAGUUCAUCAUCCCGCUGGCCAUGCUGCUGUUCUGCUCCAUCCGGAUCUCCAGCUUCCUGAAGGAGCGGCAGAUGGGCAAACCUGACAAGGUGCGCAAGGCGAUGCGAGUGUGCGCCGCCAUUGUCGCAGUGUUCAUGGUGUGCUUCUUGCCCACCACUGUGACGACUGUCGGGGUGUGGGCGGUCCGCUCAUACCGCCCGUGGGACUGCAACGCCUUCUACACCUUCACCCAGCUCACCAUUGUAUCUUUGGGGCUGAACUUCCUGAACUCGGCCCUGGACCCCAUCGUCUACAUCUUCUCCAGUUCCAUGUUCAGGAAGGCCCUCUGCAGCUCGCUGCCCCGUGCCCUUCGCUGUUGUCAGGACACAGGUGACGCGGAGAACAUGGCGUCCUCGUCAGGAACUCAGUCAACCAGCCAGCACGAACUGAAAUCCCUAAGGGCUGACAGAGGGAGUGAAGCCAUGUGAUGAGCUUUUCCUCCAGAACAGUGACUGGAUCAAGUGUUUAUACCUAAACCUAAAUUCUAAUUUCCUUGGUUUUUGUCAUAUUUUACUGAGUUAGUUUAUAUGAGUUAUGCCUUUUGUGUUUUUUAUUUCUUUUGUGAUGCUGGUAAAGUUUUGAUUGUAUCAGUCGGCUAUAUUUUCAAGUAUGAUCAUUUGUUGCACGUCCAUGUAAAUAUUCUUAAGACUCUCUGUAAAGCAGAUCCAGAGAUUAUUAUCAUUAUUUAUGUUUGAAAAUAGUUCCAGAAAACUGAUGUAAAGUCUGUAAACUCUG